AUGGAGUGUCACAAGACAACAGAGCAUACUGUUUACCCCGUAUUCUAUGAUGUGGAACCCUCUGAAGUCCGCAAUCAGAUCGGGGCAGUUGGAGAAGCAUUUGCCAAACAUGAAAAUGAAGAGGUUGCUGGGAAAUGGAGAAAGGCUUUGAAAGAAGUAGCUGAUGUGGCCGGGUGGGAGUUGAAGAACACUGAUGGGCAUGAAGCAAAAUUCAUCCGACAAAUUGUUGAAAAGCUUUCACUAGAGUUACGCGCCAUCAAUGUCCGCAUCGAUAAAAAUUUAGUAGGCAUGGAGACUCGGAUCAACGAUAUUAUAUCAUCUUUAGGAACUGCUUCAGAUGAUGUUCACAUGAUUGGGAUCUGGGGGAUAGGAGGUGGUGGGAAGACGACUUUGGCUAGAGCGAUUUUUAAUAAAAUAUCCUUUCAGUUCGAAGGCAAAAGCUUUAUUGAGAAUGUGAGGGAAGUUUCAAAAGCUUCUUUGAAUUCCUUACAAAGUCAAAUCCCUUUAAAUGGUGGAAAGGUUCUUCUUGUUCUAGAUGAUGUGGAUUGUAUGGACCAGCUUGAGGCGUUAGCUGGUGACCCUAGUUGGUUUAAGCCUGGAAGUAUAAUUAUCAUUACGACAAGAGACGAGCAAGUGUUGGUAGCACAUGGAGUGAAAUUGAUUCAUAAUGUCAAUCUGUUAUCAGAUAAGGAAGCAAUUUGGCUCUUUAGUAGGUAUGCAUUUGGGAAAGAGAUUCCAGUUCAAGGAUACGAAGAGCUAUCAAGACAAGUUGUAUGUUAUGCUGCUGGUCUUCCAUUGACGAUCAAAGUUUUGGGUUCAUUUCUCUGUGGUAAAAGUAAGCCUGAAUGGGUAGAUGCCCUAGCCAGACUAAAAACAAUCCCGUUAGAGGAAACUCAGAAGAAGUUGGAAUUAAGCUAUAUCAGUCUAGAUGAAGAACAUAAGGAAAUAUUCCUGGAUGUUGCAACCAUCUUAAAAGGUUGGCUGAAAAACUCAGCUAUCGGAGCACUUGAAAGCUGUGGAUUUUAUGCUAGAAUUGGUUUAAGAGUUCUUGAGCAAAAGUCUCUCAUAACUAUUGAUGAUGAUGAGUGUUUGGGCAUGCAUGACCAUUUAAAAGAAAUGGGCAGGAAUAUUGUUCGUCGUUCGCACCCCGAUAUGCCUAACAAACAUAGCCGGUUGUGGGAUGGCAAGGAAAUUGAAGAUAUAUUGGCUAAUGACAUGGGUACUGAAGCAACCAGAUGUAUAAAAUUCUACUAUAGGGGACUGGAUCCGCAAAUCACUAUGAAAGGUCUUAGAAAGAUGAAAGAACUUCGUUUUCUUGAUGUGACCGAUGAUAAAUUUUACUCGGAUCCGAAAAUUAAUAAACUCAUCCCAAACUGUCUAAAUGGUUUAGAAGUUGUAUGGUGUAAUUGGAAAUCUAAUAAAGUUAGCCUGUACAUUCCGGAUGCGUUAAGAUAUUUGCGUUGGUACAAUUAUCCUUUUAGGUCUUUACCAAAAUCAUUUCAAGCAAAUAACCUUGUUGCACUUGAGAUGGCUGAAAGCGGUAUCGUACAACUCUGGAAAGGGGGAGAAAAAAAGGUUCUUAACAAGCUCAGAUUCCUUCACCUCAGUGGUCCAAAGUUGAGGUCCCUUGACCUUGGGUUGACUCCAAAUCUUGAGACAUUGACGCUGGUCAAACAUGUACAUGGACCUGGACCUGGUGGUUUGGUAGAACUUCACAUGCCCGGUGAAUGUCUAAAACUCAGAUUUCUUGAACUUGAUCAUGUAAAGUCAAGGAUGUUUGACCUCGGGCUGACUCCAAAUCUUGAAAAGUUGUAUCUAAGACGUGAUUUGGUAGAACUUCACAUGCCUGAUACAUGUCCAAAUCUCAUAUCCCUCCAUUUCAGCUUUUCAAACUUGAGGACCCUUGACAUUGGACGGACUCCGAAUCUCGAGGAUUUAUAUGUGUCCGGUUGUUAUGAUUUGAAAGAACUUCACAUGGCUGAUAAAUGUUUAAAACUCAGAUCCCUCUGCCUUGUUGGUUUAAAGCUGAGGACCCUUGACAUUGGGUCGAGUCCAAAUCUUAAGAGGCUGGAUCUUCAUGGUUGCAAUGAUUUGGAAGAAUUUCUCAUUGCCGAAUGUCCAAUGCUCACAUUCAUCAAGAUUGAGUGUUUAAAGUUGAGGACCCUUGAUCUCAGUCUGGUUCCUAAUCUCAAUAAGUUGUUUCUUUCUGAAUGCAAAGAUUUGGUAGAACUUCACUUGCCUGGUAGAUCUAUAAAUCUCAUCACCCUACAAUGCACUAAUUCAAAGUUAAGGACCCUUGACAUUGGGCUGUCUCCCAAUCUCACUGGAUUAUAUCUUACAGAUUGUUAUGAUUUGGAAGAACUUCAACUGGUCGAUCAAUGUCAAAAGCUUGUAUCCCUCAAAAUUAGUCAUUCAAAGUUGAGGACCCUUGACCUUGGGUUGACUCCAAAUCUCGAGAAGUUAAAUCUUAGAAAAUGUUAUAACUUGGUAGAACUUCAUGCUCCCAUCGGAUGUCUAAAAAAUCUUGUCCACUUAGACUUAAGUGGAUGUUUGGCGUUUAGAUCUUUUUUGUUUUGCUUAACAGAUAAGACUACUGGUCUAGUGAAUGAAUCACUUGAGAUGUUUUCAUGA
This is a messenger RNA of Lactuca virosa, 2631 nucleotides long. Lineage: Eukaryota; Viridiplantae; Streptophyta; Magnoliopsida; Asterales; Asteraceae. The record is from the annotation of a GenBank genome assembly.